GUUUUGCGUUUCUCUUUCAUUUGGUUCUUUCGUUUUUCCCAAGGCUGUUAUAAAAAUAGAUGCCAACUGACACUAAAGACUGCAGACAGUGAGUUAUAAGCCAUCCGCUUUCUCGGAAAAGUUUGAUGUUGUCAUCGAUAGCGCUUAUUCAGGACGUGUUUCCCUCUGAUAAAUUGGAGUGAGUUGCAGAAAAACACACGCGAGUGAUCAGACAAGGCGAGGCUCCUCCCUCACUCACACACACUAAAAACACGACACAAGAGAUACAAACACUCCGGCCGGACUCAUCUUCAUCACAAUCAUUAGAGUCUCUGGAGAAUUCAGGAGAAACUGACUCUGAAAGCUGGACAUGCAUUUCUGCAUAAGGAUCAUUCAAUAACCAGCAGCAUCUGUUUAAUAUCCUCCUUUAAAAUCUUCAUCCAGCUGGGAGAAACACGAAGACUUGUGCAGGAUGUUUUCGUCAGUGAAGCCGUUUGAAGGCCAGGAGUUUUCAGCCCUGAGGAAACAGUGUCAGCAGAACCACACGCUGUUUGAAGACCCAGUUUUUCGUGCGGAGGAUCAGUCGCUCUUCCUUCAGGGAAACCGCCUGGGAAAAGUCACCUGGAAGAGGCCGAAGGAUCUGUGUGAAGACCCUCAUCUGUUUGUGAACGGCAUCAGUGCUCAUGAUCUGAACCAGGGGCAGCUGGGAAACUGCUGGUUCGUGGCCGCCUGCUCCAGUCUGGCCUCCAGAGAAGCCCUAUGGCAGAAGGUCAUUCCGGAUUGGAAGGACCAGGAAUGGGACAAGAAUAAACCGGAGAGCUAUGCUGGGAUUUUUCACUUUCGGUUCUGGCGUUUUGGAGAUUGGGUCGACGUUGUCAUUGAUGACCGACUGCCAACCGCAAACGGGAAGCUCAUAUACUGCCACUCCAACGACAGUAAUGAGUUCUGGAGUGCUCUGGUGGAGAAAGCCUACGCAAAGAUGUGUGGCUGUUAUGAGGCUCUGGAUGGUGGAAACACGGCAGAUGCUCUGGUGGACUUCACCGGAGGUGUUUCUGAGCCCAUGGAUCUGCUGGAAGGAAAGUUUGCUCAGGAUGAAGAGGCUCGGCAUCAGCUGUUUGAUCGAGUCCUGAAGGUCCACAACAGAGGAGGCCUCAUCAGCUGCUCCAUCAGAGCCACAACUCAGGCAGACAUGGAGGCGCGUCUGGACUGUGGUCUGGUCAAAGGUCACGCAUACGCCGUCACAGAUGUGCGCAAAGUGCGUUUGGGCUCCGGCCUACUGGCCUUCUUCAAGUCAGAAAAACUAUCCAUGAUUCGCAUGAGGAAUCCAUGGGGCCAGAGAGAGUGGAACGGGGCCUGGAGCGACAGCUCAGAGGAGUGGAAGCGGGUCAGUAAAGGCGAGCGGGAGCGUUUGGGUGUGACCGUGGAGGACGACGGAGAGUUCUGGAUGGAUUUCGAUGACUUCUGCAAGCAUUUCACAGACUUGAUUCUGUGUCGUCUGAUCAACACGUCAUACCUGAGCAUCCAUAAGACCUGGGAGGAGGAAGUGAUGCGGGGCUGCUGGAGCCGCCAUGAUGACCCGCUGAGGAACCGGAGCGGAGGCUGCAUCAACCACAAGACCACAUUCCUGCAGAACCCACAGUACGUGUUUGACGUGACGAAGGCUGAGGACGAGGUUUUGAUCUGCUUACAGCAGCAGGAUAAGAGAGCUCGAGCUAAAGGAGAAAACAUGGCCAUCGGCUUCGACAUACAAAGAGUGGAGCUGAACCGCAUAUACCGCAUGCACUCCAUCCAGAAAUCAGUGGGCAGCUCCAUCUACAUCAACUCCCGGAGUGUGUUUCUGCGCAAGGACCUAAAGGAAGGCCGCUAUGUCAUCGUGCCAUCCACCUUUGACCCGGGCAUGCCGGGCGACUUUCUGCUGCGCAUCUUCACUGAUGUGCCUUCAGACUGCAAAGAGCUGACAGUAGACGAGCCACCGCAGACGUGCUGGACCAGUUGUUGUGGGUAUCCUAAACUGGUGACCCAGGUUCAUGUUAUCAGAGCAGAUGGACUCAAGGCUCUGGAUGGAGAUGGAUCGUCUGACCCGUACAUCAUCAUCAGCUGUGAAGGAGAGAAGGUUUGCUCUCCGGUGCACAAAGACACACAGAGUCCAGACUUCGACGUCAAGGCUGUUUUCUACAGGAAGAAGCCCAAACAGCCCAUUCGCAUUCAGAUCUACAACAAGAACCUCCUGAGCGACUCGUUUAUGGGUCAGGUGACUCUAAACGGCGACCUGUCUGACCUGCAGCAGCUUCACACCCUCCGCCUGCAGGAUAAGGGCAGCCGCAAAAACAAUGAUCUCCCGGGCUUGCUGUCGGUCAGCCUGACCACCAGCGACGUCCUCACCAACAUCUGACCGUCAGCACCUUCUGCUCUGCUGGUAAAACACUUCACGUGCUGCAUCACGCAUAUAAUGCUCUUUUUCUCUCGGGAAUGUUUCUUGGAUGCAAAAUGUACCUGUUUACUUCUCUUAAAGGGACAGUUCACUUAAAAUGUACAAGUAAUGACUGUUUACGUAUGCUAAAGCUUUUAUUAGUUGUUGUUUUCCUGUCGUAAAAAAAAA
This is a messenger RNA of Danio rerio (zebrafish), 2578 nucleotides long. It is a transcript of the gene capn5a, whose product is annotated as calpain 5a. Gene Ontology annotation, molecular function: hydrolase activity; cysteine-type peptidase activity; calcium-dependent cysteine-type endopeptidase activity. NCBI's taxonomy places the organism in Eukaryota, Metazoa, Chordata, Actinopteri, Cypriniformes, Danionidae. Gene Ontology annotation, biological process: proteolysis. The record is from RefSeq and is marked provisional.